AUGUUGAUGCUUGGUCUGUAUACCAGACCUGUGACAAGGAGAAUAACAAUAAUAUCCUCGAGGACUCUGCUAUUUCCAAGAAGUUUCUCGACAAGAACAGUGCUGCAAAAAAACAAGGCAGUCUCUAUAGCAUUCCAAUGCCGGAGCCGUCGAAGUCAAAGUACAAUUGUGAACCCUAAUGACAAUAAAAAGGCUGGACCUUCAAGUUUCGUGGGUAAGGAUUCUAAAAGUCCUACAUUUACAAAGGAGGAAUUAGAAAAUGCACAAAUUGAAAGACUUAAAGGAUUAGGUCCCUUAAUUUCAAGAUUACCAACGAAUGUAAUCCCAUAUGCUGAAUUGAUGAGAUUAGAGAAACCAGUUGGAACAUGGCUGUUAUACAUUCCAUGUACAUGGUCAAUCUUAAUAGCAGCAAUGCAAACAACAGCAACCUUAUCACAUACUUUAUGGAUGCUAUCAUUAUUCGGAAUUGGUGCAUUAGUAAUGAGAGGAGCCGGUUGUACCAUCAAUGAUCUCUUUGAUAGGAACUUGGAUGAUAAAGUCAUCAGAUCUGUUCAAAGACCAAUUGCCUCUGGAAGAGUCACUCCUGCACAGGGAAGUUUAUUUCUUGCUGGUCAAACUUUAGUUGGGAUGGGUAUAUUGGCUCAAUUACCUGCUCAAUGUUGGUGGCUAGGAUUAGCUUCAUUACCAAUUGUUUUUACAUAUCCUUUGUUUAAAAGAUUCACUUAUUAUCCACAAAUAGCAUUGAGUUCAUGUUUCACUUGGGGCGCUCUCUUGGGGUUCCCCGCAAUGGGGAAUAUGGAUUGGUAUACUAUGAUUCCCUUGUAUAUGGGGAGUUUCCUUUGGUGUAUGGUUUAUGAUACAAUUUAUGCUCAUCAAGAUAAAAAAUUUGAUGUGAAAGCAGGGAUUAAAUCCACCGCGUUAGCUUGGGGUAAAAAUACGAAGAAGAUAUCAUAUGCUCUAGUUACCAGUCAAUUUAGUCUUUUAACUCUUGCUGCAUUGAAUAGUGGAGUUAUGCUUGGACCUGGAUUCAUAGGUGGUCUUUCAAUUUUCGCAUAUAGGGUGUUUACAAUGGUUAAGAAUGUGGAUUUAGAUUCUCCUGCUGAUUGUUGGAAAGCAUUCACUGGUAACAUCAAUAGUGGGUUAUAUUUUUCAUAUGCCCUUUUUUUGAUUAUUUAUUAA
Naumovozyma dairenensis CBS 421 is the source of this 1179-nucleotide messenger RNA. RefSeq names its product 4-hydroxybenzoate octaprenyltransferase (gene COQ2). Bases 1 to 1179 code for a protein of 392 amino acids. Gene Ontology annotation, cellular component: mitochondrial inner membrane. Lineage: Eukaryota; Fungi; Ascomycota; Saccharomycetes; Saccharomycetales; Saccharomycetaceae. Gene Ontology annotation, molecular function: 4-hydroxybenzoate polyprenyltransferase activity. The record is from RefSeq and is a predicted model, not a curated record. Gene Ontology annotation, biological process: ubiquinone biosynthetic process. The transcript has a single exon.